AGAAAGAGGGAGGGAGGGAGAGAAAUAUGAACUGUGAACUGUAAACAUAAGAACAGAAUAUAGUUGAAUGCGGAAGAGUUUUCAGCAGAAAGAUUUGAUGAGAACAGAAGAUCAGAGCUAUAAGACUUCAUCAUAAUGGAAACCCCUGACAUGUCCUCACUGAUGCCACCUCGGCCUGAACUAUUUGAUUUUGAGGGCAUUUCUAUGUCCCACUACUUUACUGACAAUUGGGAAAAUGUGAAGAACUUCCAAGCGAGACCAGAUGACAUCCUAAUCGCCACUUACCCUAAAGCAGGUACCACCUGGGUUUCUUAUAUAUUGGACCUUCUGUAUUUUGGUAAUGAUGAUCCAGAUCGCCAGACUUCACAGCCGAUCUACACGAGGGUGCCAUUCCUGGAGUCAUGCUUUCAAUUUAUUCCAACAGGGACAGAGCUGGCAGAUAAUCUGAAAACUUCUCCUCGCCUCAUCAAAACUCAUCUACCUGUUCAGCUGGUGCCUAAGUCCUUUUGGGAACAGAACUCAAAGGUUGUGUAUGUAGCUCGUAAUGCAAAGGACAAUGCCGUUUCCUAUUUUCAUUUUGAUCGCAUGGUCAAGUUACAGCCUGAACCGGGAGACUGGAACAACCAUUUACAGAAAUUUAUGGAAGGAAAAAAGGUGUUUGGUCCAUGGUAUGACCAUGUCAAUGGAUGGUGGGAGAAGAAACAGACAUAUUCUAACUUACUGUAUCUGUUCUAUGAGGAUUUGGUUGAAGACACAGAACGUGAGGUGGAACGUUUGUGCUCUUUCCUGGGAUUAUCAACUCCGGCUGAGGAGAGAAAGAAAAUAACAAAAGGAGUUCAUUUUGAUGCCAUGAAAAACAACAAGAUGACCAAUUAUUCUACAAUCCCAGUCAUGGAUUUCAAGAUCUCACCCUUCAUGAGGAAAGGUAAAGUUGGAGACUGGAAAACUCACUUUACUGUGGCACAAAAUGAAGAGUUUGAUGAGGUCUACAAACAAAAGAUGAAGAACACCACUGUCAAGUUUAGGACAGAACUUUAAUGCUUGCUGAACAUAGCCAAUGCCAGGGUCAUUCACUAAUGCAGUGUCCUACAGAUUAAUAUUCUUUAAAUUGACAUAUAUUAUAAUAUUUUUUGUUUAGUUAAAACACCUAGUUUAAUUUGCAAAGAUAACAAGUAUCAUAGGCAAAGUUUUAAAACAUCAAGUGUUACAUAGCAUUAGGUAACGCUGUUGUCACAUGCAUUAACAUGAUUAUUAAUCUGUUUUUGUUUACAGAACCAUUGUGGAAUAAAUCUAAGGUCUUAUC
Molecule: messenger RNA, 1303 nt
Organism: Misgurnus anguillicaudatus (oriental weatherfish)
Lineage: Eukaryota; Metazoa; Chordata; Actinopteri; Cypriniformes; Cobitidae
Product: cytosolic sulfotransferase 3
Molecular function (GO): sulfotransferase activity
Source: RefSeq, a predicted model, not a curated record